GCCGUUCCCCGGCGGUGCGCCCGAUUCCCUUUGUCUCCGGCUCCGCAGAGCGUCGAGGCCGUCUCCCACCGAGGCUAUUUCGGGAGGAAAAGCAGAAGCAAGGAGCCGGAGCCCCGGGGGCCGCGCCAAGCGGAGCCGAGCGAGCCCAAGUGGUCGCAUUUCUGCCACUUCCGAGAGAUCACGCACGUCGUCAUCAAGGACUGCCGAGUCAGCAUCAACCGGCAGGACAACCAGUGCCUGGAGGUGCUCCUCCCGUCCUACGAGAGCGCCCUCUCCCUGGUCUCGCUGGUGGACGGCUACUUCCGACUGACGGCGGACUCCAGCCACUACCUGUGCCACGAAGUGGCGCCGCCGCGGCUCGUCAUGAGCAUCCUCAACGGCAUCCACGGGCCCAUGCAGGAGGAAUUCGUCUUCGCCAAGCUGCGGCGGGAGGAGCACGAGGAGGGGCUCUACGUCAUCCGCUGGAGCGUCCUCGACUUCGACAGGAUGAUUCUGUCCGUGGUGAAACGGGGCCACCAGCAGGGCCCCGGGGCGCAGGGGGCCCUCAAGUACAGGCAGUUCCGCAUCCAGAAGAAAGGCAGCUCCUUCGUGCUGGAGGGCUGGGACCGCGAGUUCCCCACUCUGCGCGAGCUCCUGGACGUCCUCAAGGGCUGCACACUCAAAUCCGGCGAGGAGAGCUUCACGGUGAAGAGGUGCUGCCCGCCCAAACCAGGAGAGAUUUCGGACCUGCUGAUCACGUGGAAGGUGAAGGACAGCACGAAGCAGAUCCUAAACCUGACCCAGCUCAGCUUCCACCAGAUCCGCAAGAACGAGAUCACGCAGCGAGCCCACCUGGGGCAGGGCACCCGCACCAACAUCUACGACGGCGUGCUCAACGUCUGCGGCGCCGCCGGGGCCGACGACGAGGCCGAGUACUUCUCCACCGAGCCGAACAACAACAGCAGGGAGCUGCACGUGGUGCUCAAAGUCCUGGACCCCAGCCACCGAGACAUCGCCCUGGCGUUUUUCGAGACGGCCAGCCUGAUGAGCCAAGUGUCGCACGUCCACCUGGCCUUCGUGCACGGCGUCUGCGUGCGGGGCUCUGAGAAUAUCAUGGUGGAGGAGUUUGUAGAGCACGGCCCCCUGGACGUGCUGCUGCGCAAGGAGAAGGGCCGGGUCACCGUGGGCUGGAAGAUCACCGUGGCCAAGCAGCUGGCGAGCGCCCUGAGCUACCUGGAGGACAAGAACCUGGUGCACGGCAACGUGUGCGCCAAGAACAUUCUGCUGGCCAGGAAGGGGCUGGAGGACGGCUCCCUGCCCUUCGUGAAGCUCAGCGACCCCGGGGUCAGCUUCACGGUGCUGUCUCGAGAAGAGCGCGUGGACCGCAUCCCCUGGAUCGCCCCGGAGUGCGUGCAGGACAUGGGGAACCUCAGCACGGCCGCCGACAAGUGGAGCUUCGGCACCACGCUGCUGGAGAUCUGCUUUGACGCCGACGUCCCCCUCAAGGAGCGCACGCCUUCCGAGAAAGAGCGUUUCUACGAGAAGAAGCACCGCCUGCCCGAGCCGUCCUGCAAGGAGCUGGCCACGCUGAUCUCGCAGUGCCUCAGCUACGCGCCCAGCGAGCGCCCGUCCUUCCGCACCAUCCUCCGGGACCUCACCCAGCUCCAGCCCCACAACCUCGUGGAUGUCACCUCCGUCAACCCCGACUUCCCCGUGUCCGACCCCACCGUCUUCCAGAAGCGCUACCUGAAGAAGAUCCGCGAGCUGGGGGAGGGUCACUUCGGCAAGGUGAGCCUCUACUGCUACGACCCCACCAACGACGGCACGGGCGAGAUGGUGGCCGUCAAGUCCCUGAAGGCCGGCUGCAGCCAGCAGCUGCUGGCCAGCUGGAAGAGGGAGAUCGAGAUCCUCAAGACGCUCUACCACGAGAACAUCGUCAAGUACAAGGGCUGCUGCAGCGAGCAGGGGGAGAAGAUCGUGCAGCUGAUCAUGGAGUACGUGCCGCUGGGCAGCCUGCGCGACUACCUGCCCAAGCACAACGUCAGCCUGGCGCACAUCCUGCUCUUCGCACAGCAGAUCUGCGAGGGCAUGGCCUACCUGCACUCGCUGCACUACAUCCACAGGGACCUCGCCGCCCGCAACGUGCUGCUGGAGAAUGAGAACGUGGUGAAGAUCGGCGACUUCGGCCUGGCCAAAGCCAUCCCUGAGGGCCACGAGUAUUACCGCGUCUGCGAGGACGGGGACAGCCCCGUCUUCUGGUACGCCGUGGAGUGCCUCAAGGAGUGCAAGUUCUACUACGCCUCCGACGUCUGGUCCUUCGGGGUGACGCUCUACGAGCUCCUGACGCGCUGUGACCCCGCGCAGAGCCCUCCCGUGAAAUUCAUCGAGCUGAUCGGGGCCACGCAGGGGCAGAUGACGGUGCUGAGGCUGAUCGAGCUGCUGGACCGAGGGAAGAGGCUGCCCAGCCCCAAGGACUGUCCCUGCGAGAUCUACCGCCUGAUGAAGAACUGCUGGGAGGCCGAGGCCUCUUUCCGCCCGGCCUUCCCCAACCUCGUCCCCAUCCUCAAGGCCUUCCACGACAAGUACCGCGCCCAGGCCCCCUCCGUCUUCAGCCUCUGCUGAGGGGGGGGGGACGAGCUCGGGGUCCCCCGUCCCCCCCCCCCCACCAAAGGUCCCUUUAGGGCCGGGGCCGGGCCCCCAGCUUUAGGGUUUUUUCCUCUUUUGGGGUGGGUUUUAGGGCAGGACCGGGUUUUGCUCCGGUUUUAGGGCCGCCGUGCCUCUCGCCGCCGUGCCUCUUCCCCGCUCCCCCCCCCCCCCCCCCAUCCUCGCCUUAUUUCCCCCCCCCCCCCCCCCCCCGCAUCGAAAUGGGGCCAAACACUGUGAAACGGGACGGGGACGGCCCCAGCCCCUCUGCACCCCCCCUUUAUGGGGUCCGCGUCCCCACCCCCCUUCCGCCAAAAGUUGGGGACCGCCCGGGGCUCCCCCCCCCCCCCCGUUACCGUGAGCUUUAGGGGCGAGGGGGGGGGCACCAAGAGGGCACACACCCCUUCCCUGCCCCCCCACCCACCCCCCCCCCCCCCGACCCCAAAAAGAGGGGGUUAGGGAAAGAAUUUGGCACUUUAUUGCAGUUUGGGGUUUCCGCUGCGUUUUGGGAGGUUUUUUUUUUGGGGGGGUGGGGGGGGGACGGUGGGUCUCCCCCCACAAACAUUUGGUGGGGGGGGGGGGGGGGAGGUUGUGCUGGCCCUCCCUGUGUCCCCAGCGAGGUUUUUAGGGUCGGACGGAGCUGAUUUGGGGGGGGACGAGGGGGCUGGCCGCCCCCCCCGCCCCCACCUUGAACUGUACAAAAGGGGGGGCUGCUUUGCCCCGUUCCCCCUUAUUUAUUGCCUGCUGUGUGAUGCCGCGGGCCCCCCCCCCCGGCUAUGGGGUGGGGGGCGGCCGGGGGGCCCCAAUAAAGGUUGUAACGGCC
Messenger RNA from Cygnus olor (mute swan), 3445 nucleotides. It is a transcript of the gene TYK2, whose product is annotated as tyrosine kinase 2. Gene Ontology annotation, cellular component: cytosol; membrane. The transcript has 18 exons. The annotation marks the transcript as partial. Gene Ontology annotation, molecular function: cytokine receptor binding; non-membrane spanning protein tyrosine kinase activity; ATP binding. The record is from RefSeq and is a predicted model, not a curated record. Gene Ontology annotation, biological process: peptidyl-tyrosine phosphorylation; intracellular signal transduction; cytokine-mediated signaling pathway. Lineage: Eukaryota; Metazoa; Chordata; Aves; Anseriformes; Anatidae.